AUAGUUUUGCAGGCAUGCAUUAGUUCAAGAAUCUAUAGCCUCUCAACAUUGCUCUAUAAAUGUAUAUGAGAAGGUCCCCUUUCUCAUUCAAAGAGCCAACAUCAAAAUCCUAAAGUUCAAAGCUUCAAUUUAUACAUCUUCAAGCCUUGUAGAAAAAAUGAGCGUAGAAGUUUUGGAUGCUGCCACCAUCUUCAACUUCGUUGAUGAUGAAGAAGCAUUCGAAAUCUCGGUAUGUGACCGUUUUGCUCACCUUGACACUAACCAUGAUGGUCUUCUCUCCUAUGUAGAGAUGUUGAAGGAGCUUCAGUGUCUGAGGGUCUUUGAGACCCAUUUCGGCAUCGACGUGAAGCCAGACCCAGAUGAGCUAGCUCGUGUCUAUGAUUCCCUGUUCAUGCAGUUCGAUCAUGACUCUAAUGGGACGGUCGAUCUGGUGGAGUUCAAGGAGGAAACCAAGAGAAUGAUGCUUGCUGUGGCCAACGGCAUGGGGUUCUUGCCGGUUCAGAUGAUCCUGGAAGAGGAUAGCUUCCUGAAGAAAGCUGUUGAUCGAGAAUCCACAAGGGUGGCGGUUUAAGUUCAUUAACGAGUGUGAACUUGUUGAUGAAACGAGUGUGAACUUGUUCUUGUCUUUGUCCUCCUAUUUCCAAGGUACUGGAGCUGCAAUCAUGAUAAGGAAUUUUGUUCUGUUAAGAUCCAAAGUUCUAUAGGUUAAUAAUAGCUCCAAGUUCCAAGUACAAGCUAAUCUUAGUGCGGUGGUUAUAUAUCGAUCAGCAACUAAUACGGAAAAACUCAAUUGAUAA
Messenger RNA from Carya illinoinensis, 797 nucleotides. RefSeq lists its product as uncharacterized. Gene Ontology annotation, molecular function: calcium ion binding. Bases 158 to 571 code for a protein of 137 amino acids. The record is from RefSeq and is a predicted model, not a curated record. The transcript has a single exon. Lineage: Eukaryota; Viridiplantae; Streptophyta; Magnoliopsida; Fagales; Juglandaceae.